AUUGAAGAGAGGUUAUGUCUUUGUUACACUUUGAAAAUAUCAGUAUGUAUAUAUUAAGAUUGCUAUACUUUUUCAAAGAACAAUAUAGUAUUAUAUUCCUUGUAAAAUAAGAAAAUCUUCUCGGUUACAUCAUAUAACAACAUAUACAAAUUGUUGAAAUUGGUGAAAUACUUUGUAUUAGUUUCCUUGUGGAUUCUCCAACUUUCCAUUGCAGUUUACCAUGGGGAAUGAUGUGUUCUCUUUUGUUGACUUGAAUGUUUAUGGAGCUCCAGAUAAGUUGAGUUCUUCUAAUAAUGAAUUUGAGAGCUCUGAUGGAGGUAAUAAAGGGAAAGCUGGUGGUUUUUAUGGUGUUGAAGAUUGGGGUGAAACUGGUGGCAUUGAUUCCUUGCCUUCUGAUUAUGGAUUCUAUGGAGAUGCAUCAAUGGAGGCCUCUGGUUUCAGUUUCUUCAAACAAGAUCAUCAGCAGCAGCAGCAGCAGCAACAAGAACAACAAAGUUUUAUAGAAUAUGGUCUGCAUAAUGGUGUGAGUUUCAAUGCUCAAUCUCCAUUGAUUCAAGCAUGUUUCGAUGAAAUUGCAGAGCUUGGUGGGAUCAACAAUGGAGUUUAUGAAGAUAUUGGUGAGGCAAAGAAGGGAAAACAGUACCCUGGUUUAUCUUCUCUUGGACUGCUAAACAACUAUGGCAAUGGAUUCAAACGGUUGAAUGGGGAAAGGAAAACCGAUGAUGACAUAACCGUAUCCGACACUCAGGACGAAGACCGAAAGCUUUCGACCGAAGAAGUCAUGAGGGUUGCUGGUGAGAUGUUUCUCAAGUCAUGUGGCCAAACUAUUGAUGGAAUCUCUGGGGUUGAUCAUCCUUUUAGUCUUUCUUUUUCGGGAUUUUCGGAUCGGGAGACGAGAGAUAUCGAGCUUGCGGCGCUCCUUCUUGCUGCUGCAGAGAAAGUAGGGUACCAACAAUAUGAAAGUGCAAGCAGAUUGCUGAAACAAUGUGACUACAUGUCAUCGAAAACCGGAAAUCCGGUUCAGCGUGUGGUCUAUUAUUUCUCCGAAGCCCUUCGAGAGAAGAUCGAAAGAGAGACCGGAAGAAGUUCAUCGAAGAGUUUAAAAUGGAAACCUUUGUGUAAUUUCGACACGGAUAUGAUAGCCUUGAACCCUACUGUAUUGGCAUGCCAUGGAGCUUUCCCUUUUGGUCAGGUUUCACAAUUUGCAGGGAUCCAAGCCAUUGUGGAAAAUGUUGCUGAGGCCAAUAAGGUUCACAUAAUUGAUCUUGCAAUAAAAAAUGGUAUUCAAUGGACCAUCUUAAUCCAAGCUCUUGCAUCUCGACAACACGAAUAUCGUCUCGAGCUCUUGAAAAUAACCGCGGUUGCAACCGAAGCAAAGGAUUUAAUUGAUGGUACCGGUAAGAGGCUCUCGAGUUUUGCUCAGAGUUUGGGAGUACCUUUUGCUUUUAAGGUUGUUAUGGUCUCAGAUAUGUUAGAUCUUAAAGAAGAUUUCUUUGAACUUGAUGCUGAAGAAACCAUAGUUGCCUACGCCGCGUUUGCUUUCCGGAGCAUGCUUGCGACGCCGAACCGGAUCGAAAAUAUAAUGAAGGUACUCAGGGUUAUGAAUCCUUGUUUAAUGGUGGUAACCGAAGUCGAAGCCAACCAUAACUCACCGAUCUUCGUGAACCGUUUCAUCGAAGUCCUGUUUUACUUCAGUGCAUACUUUGAUUGCAUAGCUACUUGCAUGGAACAGGAUAGUAAGAACAGAGAGAUCUUAGAAUCAGUGUUCUUUGGUGAUGGAAUUCGGAACAUGGUAGCGGCUGAAGGCACCGACAGGAAGGUCCGGAACGUGAAGUUCGAUGUUUGGAGGGCGUUUUUCGUCCGGUACGGGAUGGAGGAGGCCGAAUUAAGCAUGUCAUCCAAGUACCAAGCAGACCUUAUUCUCAAAACUUUUGCGUGUGGGACUUGUUGUACACUCGAUAUGAACGGAAAAUGCUUGCUCGUCGGUUGGAAGGGAACGCCGAUGCAUUCGAUUUCAGUUUGGAAAUUUCUAGAAGCCAAUGUCUAAAUAUUACCAGUCUUUUAAUCUUUGAUGCUUCCAUUCAACUGUUGAAUUAUGAAAGUCUCUAUAGCAUGAUCAUCAUCAGCAGCAGCAGUGAAUGUGAUGGUAUAACAGUUCUGUUUCAUAGUCUUUUUGCUUAAGGAUAUCUUAUUUGAUAUCUUUCAGUAUUCAUUAUUAAUGGAAAAACAAGUUCUAUGCUUUUGCAGUUUCAAA
Messenger RNA from Gossypium raimondii (Peruvian cotton), 2254 nucleotides. Its product is annotated as DELLA protein RGL2. The transcript has a single exon. NCBI's taxonomy places the organism in Eukaryota, Viridiplantae, Streptophyta, Magnoliopsida, Malvales, Malvaceae. Gene Ontology annotation, biological process: regulation of DNA-templated transcription. The coding region runs from base 221 to 2047 and encodes 608 amino acids. The record is from RefSeq and is a predicted model, not a curated record. Gene Ontology annotation, molecular function: DNA-binding transcription factor activity; sequence-specific DNA binding. Gene Ontology annotation, cellular component: nucleus.